This is a messenger RNA of Paramecium tetraurelia, 804 nucleotides long. RefSeq lists its product as uncharacterized. The record is from RefSeq and is a predicted model, not a curated record. Lineage: Eukaryota; Ciliophora; Oligohymenophorea; Peniculida; Parameciidae. The transcript has 6 exons. Gene Ontology annotation, molecular function: protein binding.
AUGGGAUAAUAUGAAGAGUCUAUUUAAUGGCUAGAUAGAGUUUUAAAAAUCGAUUAAAAUAAUGUUGAAGCCCUAGCAACUAAAGGAAUGUCUUUAACUAUGAUGGGAAGAUAUUAGGAGGCUAUCGAAUGGCUUGAUAAAGCAUUGGCUAUAGAUCCUUAACAUUUAUACUCAUUGUCAGAUAAAGGUGGUUGUUUAGCAAAUUUGAAUUUACCUUAGUAGGCUAUCGAAUAUUUCAAUUAAGCAUUAAAAGUUGAUUAAAAACACUUAUAUUCUUUAUCAUAAAAGGGUAACCAACUAUUCAAUUAUUUAGGUAUGUGUUUAAUAAUGAUGGGAUAAUAUCAUGAAGCAAUUGAAUGGUUAGAUAAAUCUUUGAGGAUUGAUCCAAAGCACUUUUAUUCUCUAUCUAGUUUAGGAGGAUGCUUAGCAAUUUUGAACUAAUUUUAAGAAGCCAAUAUAUGGUUCAAUAAAGCCUUGUCUAUAAAUGAGUUCGAUGUUUAUUGCUUAUCUUAAAAGGGUAUUUAUUGGGAUUCUACUUAUUAAUUAGCCUAUUGUCUAUCAAUGAUGGGACAAUCUUAAUUGUCUAUCAAAUUAUUUAACAAGGCCUUAGCCAUCAAUCCUAAUCAUAUCUAUUCUUUAUCUGCAAAGGCUCAUUGCUUAAGUCUUAAUGGAGAAUACUCUCAAGCUCUAAAAUGUUUGGAGGAAGUGCUCAGAUUAGAACCAAACCAUGAACCAUCAUUAAGAUUAAAAGUGAAUUGCUUAACAUUAUAAUCAAACUAGGAUGGAACAAUUUAGCAUAAAUGA